Molecule: messenger RNA, 2799 nt
Organism: Drosophila yakuba
Lineage: Eukaryota; Metazoa; Arthropoda; Insecta; Diptera; Drosophilidae
Product: ecdysone-induced protein 74EF
Exons: 1
Coding region: 332-1276 (314 amino acids)
Source: RefSeq, a predicted model, not a curated record
GGCAGGACAACGUGCCCAGUCGGUUCUCUCUCGCUCUCGCUGGAAAAAGGCAAAGGUAAACAGUGGACAAAGACACCGGUAGUGAUAACAAAGGAAUCGGAGAGUAUUUGCACCGGAAGCGGAAGUGCAGUCAUUUGCAGUUUUCCAAAAUAAAGGAAAUUACGAAUACGCAUUAUUGAAAUUACGCAUACGCACGGUAGACAACGAAGGCAAGAUAGGACACAGCUGAAUAAGAAAAUUAAGCACGGUUGGCAGCUGCCUGAUAAUAAGAAAAUUACUCAUACCCCUGCGUGGCUGUUGGAUGAGCUAGGAUUUUGUCCCAGCAGAAAAGAUGGGUACUCCUCAUGUCUGCUUCGCCGAUGAGCAGCAGCAGGAACUGCAACAACAACACAGAACAGCCAGUAAUGGCAGCCUGAACAACAACAACAACAAACUGGAUGUGGGCUACAACAACACCGCUGGCACUCCAUCGCCGGGCGGCAGUCUCAGCGUUUCGCCAACACCGCGCUACGAACGCAAUCUGGGCUUCUUUCGGCAGCUGAGCCGCCGCUUCGGCCUGAGGUCGCAGGAUGACCUAGUUCACUCGGAUGACGCAGCCAGCGUUGCAACAUCAAGGAGCAGUGCAGGCGGAAGCGGAGGUGGAGUAGCCGGGGUCACUCUCCAGGAGGAGGACGCGCACAGUUCAUCGACCGACUCGUGCUCCUCGGGGCGUGGCCUCAACGCUCACCAGUCGCGUCUGGAGCUGAUGUCCAUGUCGUGCGCCUCCAGCGAAACGAGCAGCACAUUGGACAUCGAGGAGCAGCAGGAGCAAAUGCAGCAGCAUCACUUGCAGCAACAACAGGCGCAGCAAUCAAAGCGGAAGCCGAUUAGCCGGUCCAGUUUCUCGCGUCUCCAUCGGCGCUCCACAUCCUCGCUGCGUCGCGCCUUUGAGAGCCUUUCGCUAACCUCCCGUUCGCUGUCCUGCAGCGGUCCCUCCCCUCCUCCUCCACAUCUUCCCCCAGCCGGCGCACAGCCCGCAGCUGCCUUGCCUUUGAAGUCGGCUCUCAAAUCCGCCUCAAAUGUCGAGCUGCACAGGCAGCAACAGCAACAACAAAAACAACCAAGCGGCAGGUCGUCAUCAUCGUGCUGCGGUUCAGCGUCCAAAAACAAGGUGAAGCCGCCACCGCAAAGGAUCCUGCGGCAGCCCGUCUCCUACACAUAUCUCAAAGGCAUGUCAGGUCUGCCAACGCAGCGAGUGCCGCGCAGCUCCGUUUGCUGUCAGUACGCCAGGCGUUAAGGAUUCCACGAUCAAUGGUAAAUCAUCCAGAACAGUAUAGGCAGGAUAAAAAUGCCGUAAGCAGUAUCAGGAAUCAGCUAGUUAAACAAUCAUGAUCAGUAUCCCCUGUUCUUUGUUUUUUUAAAUGUUCAGUAAUAUAUUUUGCACAAACAUUUUAAAUUUAAAAAAAAUUAGCUUUUUAUUUCUUCUUGAUACAUUUUAAUUACAAUAAUGUUUAAAAAGCUGCAAGAAACCACGAUCAUUGCAUACCAAUCAUAGUUUACCAAAGUUAUUAGUUUUUUCCAAAAUAUUUAUAGUAUUAUUUAAAUAAAAUAUGAUCCAUCAAACCCUUUAGGUAAGUCAGCAAAAUCUUAAAGAGAAGGCAAUCAUUUGUAAUUCAGGUGGUUAAAAAAAUACUAUAUACUUUAAACAUCACCUUCCCAGGAUUUCCCCCAUUUCCCACGUUCCCUGAAAUUUAUUUCAAAAUCUGUGAUACAACAAUCGUAACCCUUUCCCAACCCUAUCACAAAAAACUUCCUCUCCAAGUCCAUUACAACUUAUUCGAUUUAGUAAAACAUCAGAAUUGGUAAAUUUCUUACAAACUUACAUGAUAAAGUUUUAUAACAAUUUGAAUAACUUUUGCACCUAAUAAAUAUGAAUUGAAUCGUAGAUGCGUAGAUUUUGUCAGAUAUAGAGCGAAUAUACAAGUACACACAUUCUUCACCGCUUUGAUGCUAGAUCAGGAUCAUUUCAUACCAAAGACUGUAAACGAGAACAAAACGAAAUUGAGAUGAAAUUAAUAACUUUGAUUGAAUCGAUUGGAAAAGUCACAAUAGAUUUCCUUUUUGUAUAAAUUCUUAUACAAUUCGUGCCUUUAUCAAAAAGACAAAGUAAAAAAAAUUCACGUAAUAAAUAUUUGCUCCAGAACAAGACACUUAGGAAGUAUAUAUGAUAAGUUUAAGUAAAUUUCCUUUUUAAAUGUUAAAUGGGAUCAAAAUUUGUCAGGCAUUUAUCUAUGUUUCGCAAUCCUAACUGAAUCAGCCAAAGUAAACUCUCCUAGGAAACUUAAAUUAUUUAAAUUAAGAGUUUUUAUUCAGAUACAUGUAAUACACUAAUUUGCUAACAAUACUCAACACACUGCAAAGAUAUAAUAAACCCAGCACUCCAGUAAGUAGAGUUCAGAUGUAGAUGAUAUAUAGCAAGUCAAAACAAGCCGCGAAACUGACUUAAAAGUAUUCAACAUAUACAUUAAUUUAGCAGUUAUACACAUUUACAGUUUAUAGAGAAAAAUAUUAAAUAACGCAAACCAAGGCCUAACUAUAUAUAUGAAUGCCAACGCAUUGAAUCGCAAGCCAAAGCAAUAAAGUUGAAGAAUUAUACAGAACAAUAUCAGCAUUAAUAUACACAUUAUAUACAGAAGCAUCUACUUAUAAAAAACUAUUUACCUAAGCAGCCAAAAAGCAGCAAAGAAUUGUAAUUAUCUAAAAGGCCGAUAGCCAAACUGCAAACAGAGUUCAAUAAAAGUGAAAUAAUUUACACCAAAA